Messenger RNA from Aspergillus calidoustus, 828 nucleotides. Lineage: Eukaryota; Fungi; Ascomycota; Eurotiomycetes; Eurotiales; Aspergillaceae. The record is from the annotation of a GenBank genome assembly.
AUGCUUGCGACCAGGCGAAACCCUCAACCCCACUCCGAUAGCUUUUCUUCGAGAUACGGAACCUCGAAGGCUCGGUCCAAGCGAUUUGCUCGCGACGCCUCGGCAGUGUCCAGGCGCCUUGAACGGCGCCAGGUGCCAGAUAGUCCGCCUGAUGGCAGCUCCCUCUCCUCGUCCGUGAUCACAAUCAGCGUCGGCCCCGACAAACGACUUUUCGCUGCCCACAGAGAAGUCCUCUGUGCCUCGCCAUUUUUCGCAACUGCAUGCUCUCGAGCUCAGAACCUUGAUCCUCUAAAUUGCCGUCGAAUAUCCCUUCCUGAAGAACAGCCCGAGAUCUUCUCAUGCAUCCUCGAGUAUCUAUACAGGGGUGACUACUACCCUCGACUCAUCCACAACGAGCGCCGCGAGACCUGGGAACUAGAACCCACUGCGACGAAACACGAGCAAAGCGACGGAGCUACCCUCUACUCUCAAUCUGCCGGCGCAGAGAUCCUGAAAGACACUGCCGUCUACUGCGCCGCAAACAAAUACGGCCUCGAGCAUCUAAAGCGCCUCUCGCUAGUAAAACAGGGCCUCCACACCGGUAUUCAAUGCAGCACUAUCCUUGCGAGCGCCCGCUACGCCUACGCCAACACGCCAGAUCACGAAUCCAAGCUCCGAGCCCACUAUCUCGCCCUGAUAAUUCGGAGCAGGUCAACGUUCAAGCGGAGCGGCACAAUGCAAAUGGAGAUGGAAAAGGGAGGGAAGCUGUUCUUUGAUCUCUUUGUCGCGAUGUGCAAUCAUAUGGAUGACCUCGCGGCGGAGAAUACCAUGCCUCCGCUUGCUGAGUAG